Messenger RNA from Helianthus annuus (common sunflower), 1551 nucleotides. RefSeq lists its product as uncharacterized. The transcript has a single exon. The record is from RefSeq and is a predicted model, not a curated record. Lineage: Eukaryota; Viridiplantae; Streptophyta; Magnoliopsida; Asterales; Asteraceae. The coding region runs from base 1 to 1551 and encodes 516 amino acids.
AUGCAGGUUUCGGGCACGCUGGCAGGUAGUGGUCUGGCCUUCUGCAUUUUCAAUGUGUAUGCUCCUCAAAGUGUUGUGGCUAAGAAGUCUCUUUGGGAUGAAUUGAGUCUUUUGAUUUCGGGUUGGGACGGGUUGUGUGUUGUCACGGGUGAUUUUAACGUUGUCAGGUCUCGUGAAGAACGGAGGAAUUGCUCUUUCAAGUUGUCAUGCUCGUCUAAUUUUAAUAAUUUUAUUUUUGACUCGGGGCUUCUUGAAUACAAUAUGAGAGGAUCUAAGUACACUUUCUCGGCCGCUGACGGUAGUAAACAAAGCAAGUUGGAUAGAUUCCUGGUGAAUCCGGUUUUUUUCAACACUUGGCCUGAGGUGGAUGUCGAAGCGGUGCCGUCUUUCUUAUCUGGUCACUGUGCAAUUAUCUUAAAGACGGACCUGGUGAAUUUUGGUCCUAAGCCAAUGCGGAUUUUUGAUUCUUGGUUUGAUUUACCGGGUUUUAAUGAAGCGGUUGUCUCGGCUCUUAAUAAAGAUCCUGGAAUUAGUGGACCUCCGGAUGUCCGUUUUGUGAAGAAAUUGUGUAUUCUCAGAGCCGAAAUAAAGAAAUGGAGGGAUGAAAUGCUCAAGAGGAGCUCUGAAGUUGAGUCGGCGGCUUUAUCAGACCUUGAAAGUAUUCAUGAGAUUUUGGACGAUCGGAGUCUUUCGGAAGAGGAACAAUGGAUUCUGAUUGAAAGUAAGAAAGUGUUAAAGGAAGUAGAAGAGCGAAAGAGUAAAGAUAUGAAACAAAGAUCAAGGAUAAAAUGGGCGAAGGACAGGGACGAAAAUACGAAAUUUUUUCACGCUAUGGUAAACUGCAGGAAGGCUUCCAAUUCGAUACAUGGAUUGGAAGUCAAUGGCUCUUGGGUGUCCAAACCAACGCUCGUGAAGAAGGAAAUCUACAGGUUUUUUAGAGAUAAAUUUAUUGAGGAGUGGGCCGAUCGGCCUCGCCUUAAUUGUCCGGACAUAAGGAGGAUUUCGGGUACGGAAGCGGGAUGUCUUGACGCUCGGUUCAGUAAAGAUGAAGUGAAAAGGGCUGUUUUUUACUGUGGCGACGACCGGGCUCUGGGUCCGGACGGUAUAAGCUUCCGGUUAAUUAAGCGAUUCUGGAAUUUAUUCGAGGAAGAUUUGUUCAAAAUUAUGGAGGAAUUUUUUGUGAAUGGGGUGAUAAAUUUGGGCUGCGGUUCCUCAUUCAUAGCCUUGGUCCCCAAAGUUAUCGACCCGAUCAGUUUGAAAGAAUAUCGUCCGAUCAGCUUGGUGGGGAUUGUCAACAAAGUCAUUUCGAAGGUAUUGGCUGGUAGGCUUAAAAGGGUGUUAGACUCAGUCAUCUCGGGUUCUCAGUCAGCUUUCAUUCGAGGCCGGUACAUCCUGGAUGGCCCGUUGAUAGUUAACGAAAUUCAGAACUGGAGUCGUAAAAGUAAACGAAAAACUUUCUUUCUCAAGGUUGACUUCGAGAAGGCGUACGAUAACAUAAACUGGAAUUUUGUUUUGGAUAUUCUGGAGCAAAUGGGUUUUUCUAGUAAAUAG